UUGCAAAUAAUUGUUAAAAUUUUCUUUGAAUCGUGGAACUAGAAAAAAAGCGGAAGGAAUCUCGCUUACUAAAACACUGAGGCACCACAAUGGCGGCGACAUAAGAGUGUGGGUGCGACGUGAUUGGCGCGCAGCGGCAAACUGACUUACUUUGAGUAUGAAUGUGUGUGUCGGGCUCGUCGUAACAAUGAAGUGACUUACUUAGGGUGACUCAGUUUAUAGUUAGCGAUAUUCCUCCCGCCUUUUUUCCACUUCCAUGCUUUGAAUAAAAUAACAUUCUGUUUUAUCACUCUUCUCCCCCCAGUGGCAGUGGCGAUGACGUCAGAGCCGGACUCGUGUUCGGAAGAGGAGCCGGACAGCGAGAUGCUCAGCGACGACCCGAGUUUCCAGGACAGUGAUGACAAGAGACAGAUGCGGGCACAGUCGGACCUACCCCCCGGCCUGCCUCUCCGAGCGCCCCGCAAGUUGUUCUCCAACUGCCGCGAGCGCUGGCGCCAGCAGAACGUGAGUGGAGCCUUCGCCGAGCUCCGGAGACUCGUGCCCACGCACCCGCCCGACAAGAAGCUGUCUAAGAGCGAGAUAUUGAGGGUCGCCAUCAGAUACAUCGGUCUUCUAUGCGAGGUGCUCGAGUGGCAGAAAGCGCAUUCCAUCUCCACUAACAAAGAGAACAACUCCUUAGCAAUCAAAUGCGAAUCACCUCUUAGCCCAUCGCAGAACCUACGCAGGAAGUACAAACGACCUUAUUGCAAUGAUGAUGAAGGUCCAAAACCGAAAAUCUUUCUCCAAGGCGCUAACGACUUUCCGAAAUUCAGCAACGAGGAAAAUGAAGAUGGUUCGCUCUUCAGACGCUACCAAAGUCGAGUGGUCCAAAACAAAAUGGAGCACUAUAGGUUCCUCAGAAGCUCUUACUAUUUCCCAAGAUGGCGCCAUCCCCUGCCGUUAAGGAACUUGACAACUGACAGGAAUGGAAACAACUUCCUCAUGAUCGCUCCAGCGCAAAAUGGGACGAGCAAACCAGAUAAUGGGGUUGUGAAGUAUUGCAACGGAACUGCAGAUGUUGAUAAGUCUCUAGAUAAAGACAAGGGUGACAAUAAGGAUGGGAUGAACAAAAUGACGUAGUUUAAGUCAAUAUUUUUUGCAAUACUAUAAUUAAUUAACCGUGUUUACCGACAUAUAAUUUAGAAGUGUUUAUUUAUUUAUUGUACCGAUAUUUUGUUAUUAAAACGUAGCUAUAGAUUGUUAACAAUAUUAUUAAAAAUUAAAAUACUUAACACAAAUUGGAGUUUGGAGUUUUAAUGUUACUUUGAGGAAAUUUUAACUUAUAUAGGAGUUUUGAAUUAUCGCAUUUUUAUUGACUAAUCUUAUCCUUGCAUUCUGUAAACGUAUCCUUGCAAUUUUAACUUCAUAUAGGGCUCGCGUUUAGGCUUUUCAGUCGGCCCAGAAGCAUUCAUUAUCGCCCUUCUAGGAUCAAAGUCGACCUCUCCCCCGCUUCUAGUGUCGACAUCGACCUCUUCCCCCCU
Molecule: messenger RNA, 1520 nt
Organism: Plutella xylostella (diamondback moth)
Lineage: Eukaryota; Metazoa; Arthropoda; Insecta; Lepidoptera; Plutellidae
Source: RefSeq, a predicted model, not a curated record